ACCCCCACCCCCCUCUCCGUCACGUCCGUCAUCAACACAUCCUUUCCACGAGUUGUUAGGUUAAACCCCAAGCCCGACAGUUUGACGUGUAAAAAAUGAGUACUUUCACGGACGUUCAAAUCAGAAGUAUCGGUGGUGUCCUGAACGACCCGAACCGUCCCCUCAAGGAGCGUUUUAGAGCGCUAUUUACUUUGCGCAACAUUGGCGGUCCCAUUGCUCAGGAGUGCAUCAAGCAGUGCUUCUCAGAUUCGUCUGCUCUUCUCAAACAUGAACUGGCGUAUUGCUUAGGACAGAUGCAGGAUCAUGCUGCGAUACCUACACUUAUCUCUGUCCUACGAGAUGUUUCUCAAGAACCCAUGGUUCGACAUGAAGCUGGUGAAGCGUUAGGUGCUCUUGCUGCACCUGAUGUUCGAGCAAUACUCGAAGAGUUUAAAAAUGAUCCCACAGUUGAAGUGGCUGAGACGUGCACUCUAGCUUUAGAUCGCUUGUCAUGGCUCGAAAAGCAUACGGAAGAUGGGCGUAAAGAAAAUCCCUAUCAGUCAGUUGAUCCUACUCCACCAUCAGAGGAAACUGAUGUGACUAAGUUGAGAGAGAUGCUAUUGAACGAAAAUGAAUCACUCUUCAACCGUUAUCGUGCAAUGUUUGCUCUUCGUAAUCUUCGUUCAGAAGAUGCUGUAUUAGCUUUAGCUGAUGGGCUGAAGUCUGGUAGUGCCCUCUUUAAACAUGAGGUUGCCUUCGUGCUCGGACAGCUCCAAGAUCCUGUGUCAGUUUCCGCCCUCUUAGAAAGCCUUGCAGAUAAGAGUGAGAAUGAAAUGGUAAGACAUGAAUGUGCUGAAGCUCUUGGAGCAAUUGCCACCGAUGUUUGUAAUGCUGAGUUGAAAAAACAUUUGAAUGAUGAGAAACGUGUUGUAAGUGAAAGUUGCAUAAUUGCACUUGACAUGUGUGAGUAUGAGAACAGCCCUGAAUUCCAGUAUGCAAACACACUUUUGUCAGUGCAGUAGCAUAAAGACCCAACCAUUAUUUUGUGAUGCUGUAUUUUUUGUUUUUACAAGACAAGUGGCAUGAAUGUGUAACAUGCUCUUUAAUAAAAUAUUUUUUUCCCAUUGAGUCAA
This is a messenger RNA of Thrips palmi, 1112 nucleotides long. Its product is annotated as deoxyhypusine hydroxylase-like. The transcript has 3 exons. Gene Ontology annotation, molecular function: deoxyhypusine monooxygenase activity. Bases 96 to 1001 code for a protein of 301 amino acids. Gene Ontology annotation, biological process: peptidyl-hypusine biosynthetic process. The record is from RefSeq and is a predicted model, not a curated record. NCBI's taxonomy places the organism in Eukaryota, Metazoa, Arthropoda, Insecta, Thysanoptera, Thripidae.